AUGUUGAGCGUCUUGAACAGAGCCGCCGCGGGGCGCGCGCUGUCCGCCGCAGCCUUCCCGACCACCUCCCGUAUUGUUGUUCCCAUCUUCACCGCGCCGCGCGUGCGACGCCGGCUCGCGCCCAUUGCCCGAAGCUUCACCGCGUCCGCCCGUGUUCGCUUCCCCGCGACGGCGGCGUCCGACAAGCCCAAGAAGGCAAAGACGACAACGACUGCCGCCAAGAAGCCCGCAGCGAAGAAGAAGAAGGCCGCCGCGGCGCCCAAGAAGAAGAAGCCUGCGGCCAAGAAGAAGCCCGUGGUCAAGAAGAAGAAGGUGCUGACGCCGGAGCAAAAGGAGAAGAAGCAGCUGUCGCAGCUGCGCGUGAUGGCGCUGCCCAAGGCGCCCAAGGGCAAGCCGUCCAAUCUCUGGACCGUCUUCCUCGCCGACAACGUGACGCGCGGCACCGGUGUGUCCCUGACGGACAAGGUCAAGGACGUGGCAGUCGAGUUCAAGAACCUCUCUGAGCACGAAAAGGCGCGUCUCACCGAGCGCGCCCAUGAAAACGCCGCGACCAACAAGCAGGCCCUGAAGCAGUGGAUCGAGACGUACCCGGCCGAGGCCAUCUACAUGGCCAACCUGGCCCGCCGCCGCCUCGCGCGCAAGCUCGACAAGAAGCGCCCCGCGCUCCUGCAAGACGACCGCCUCCCCAAGGCCGCGCCCAGCGCCUACUCGCUCUUCAUCAAGUCCCGUCACGACCAGGUCUCCGCCGCCUCGCCCACCGACGCCUUCCGCCAGCUCGCGCAGCAGUGGAAGGCCCUCCCCGAGGCGGAGCGCCAGCAGUUCAAGGCCGCCGCCAGUGCGGAUCUGGAGAAGAUGCGCCAGUCCACCGAGGACCUCCGCGCCAAGGGCAAGGCCUACUGGGCCGCCAAUGGCCUAUAA
Cordyceps militaris CM01 is the source of this 918-nucleotide messenger RNA. Its product is annotated as High mobility group, superfamily. The transcript is spliced from 2 exons. The record is from RefSeq and is a predicted model, not a curated record. Bases 1 to 918 code for a protein of 305 amino acids. Lineage: Eukaryota; Fungi; Ascomycota; Sordariomycetes; Hypocreales; Cordycipitaceae.